CUUCGAAUGCAAACCGUCAAAAGAGGUCAGUCGCAGACGGGCCCCUGUCAAACAGCCGCCGCAGAAAAAGGCGGAAUCUGGCCGGUUUGCGAGAAUCAACAGAUUCCUAGCCUUCAAUACUUUUACCUGUUGAGACUCAACCCACAUUUUCUGGAUCAACUGCAUUCAUCUAUCCUUUCCCAACAUGAGCUUCAAUCCGGAAACAUCGCCUGUCCGCAACUACGACGUCAAGAACGAGCUCGACCGCCUGCGCCUGGGCGAUGACCGAUCUCCGAACACCGGCCCAACCACGAAUCUGGAUGCCGGCGCCAGCAACUACCACGCAGUCUCAAGGACACAACCCCAUGCACCACAUUCCUACGGGACCGUUGGGCAAGGCCUGACAUCCUCUAUGGGAGGCCAACCCAGCCAGGCUGCCCAAGCCGCCUACACCGCCCUCCAAAACGGCCCCCUCCACACGCCCCUCCCCGGCGGCCGCCAACCGUACUCCGGCCCCCUUCCCACCCCUCACAACCACUUCUACCACCACAAAAGCGACCCGAAAACCCAAACCGUAACCCUGACCACAACCACCCAGCUUCCCCACAACGGCAGAGCGCUCGAGGCCACAGACACGUACAGCUACCGCCGCCCGGAGACGAGUAACGGGGAGUAUGGAAAUUUCCCGCGGCAUGCGCAUAAGGAGUGUUUGGUUAACCAGGGGGUGGGUAACCAUUUUGGAAAGGUGGUGAGGAGCGGUGAUAGGGUUGUGCCGUUGGGUGGUCCGGGGUCUGCUGAACAACGCCCUGGAUUGGCACGCCAUGGUGCGGGAUUUGCGUGAAUCCUCUCGCCAUCGACCCUCACGGUCCCUUCCCUCGUAGUUGGCCCGGCGAAAGAUGAUCAUUGCCAAAACUUAUGUACACAGCCCUUCAUAUAAAGAUAUUCUCUAAACAAAUACCAGACCCGUAUCCCCCCUCAUCACUCAGG
Fimicolochytrium jonesii is the source of this 966-nucleotide messenger RNA. RefSeq lists its product as uncharacterized. The coding region runs from base 185 to 820 and encodes 211 amino acids. NCBI's taxonomy places the organism in Eukaryota, Fungi, Chytridiomycota, Chytridiomycetes, Spizellomycetales, Powellomycetaceae. The record is from RefSeq and is a predicted model, not a curated record. The transcript has 2 exons.